UUAGAUACAGAAUUUUUCCAAUCACCUUUACGUGCGGUCGCAAAAUCUUUUCUAAAAUUCGAAUAACCUUUUAUAGCUUGCUUUAAUAAAGAAAAAUUGUAAAUUUAAAGCAUUAACAUUCGGUUUAUUACUUCGAGUGGUCAUAUUAGUCUCUCGCCGAGUAACUACAGGCGCGCGGAAGAAAAUCCACCUCUUAGUAUUUUUCGCUUUGAAAGUCGCUGGUGUGUGCGCCAGGAAGCAGCCGCGAACUAGCGCCUGCGCCACGUCCUCCUACACGGAAGUGCAGCAGCCCCACCAUCGCAAGUACCACCCCAGUUUCGAUUAUCGCCCAUCGUCACCAUCCAUCAUCAAAGAGCCGCCGAAAUCACCGCCAAACCCUCCACUAUCGCCAAAUCCCCAUCAUCGCCGGUGUCAACGGCCAACAGCAACGAAUCGCCGCAUCCUCACCAGCCUGCAAUCGCCCACCAGCCCUCCGUCUGUCCACGUCCGGAGUUCAGCACCCAAAAGAAGAGCCGGCCCCCCUUACUAUUGGUCCUUCGGCGCCAACAAAGAGCCGCACCGGUGGAAUAAAAAUCCAUAACAUCAAAGUACAAGUAUCCCCAGCAAAACCAUGGAUACUUGCAGCAGCAGUGGCACUCCGAAACCAGUACCUCGAACAUCGCUACAGCCUAAGCAACCGCAGCGGUCCGACGUAGGCAUGACGACUGACACAACGCCAGCGGCGCAGCCAGAAGAGGAAACCACCGAUUUCAAUCGAUGCCGUCUGUGCGCACGACAUCACGCGUUGCGGGUAUGCCAAGUGUUUCGCGCAAUGCAGCCGACCCAACGUUAUCUGGUCGCAUGUGCACACAAAUUUUGCACCAACUGCCUCGCCUUAUCGCAUCACAGCAAGGACUGUCCCUCCGCUGGAAUCUGCAGGCUAUGUGGUCAGCGUCACCAUUCCCUACUUCACCGGAAGACGGCACUUAGCAAAAACUCUCUGCAACACCACGCUCCAGCAUCGCGCAAAAGGCCUUCCGCACAUCGUCCCCACCGUCUACGCCGUACUGCACUCAGCUCUCACAAGCACAAGCACCCGCAUAUGAGGCAAAGAGCGAAGAAAAUCAAUACCACCACCCAGGGAAUCCGCAUCACCAAGGCGAAUGGAAAGCUGUCCAGGAAAUUGCUCCGAAAUGCAAUACGUAAACUGCGGGAGCUAGAGAACAGUAUAGUCGCUUAGCGCGCCUAGGUGCGGGAGAAUAGUUAAACGAGAAACGUCUGUCGUUUAACAC
Messenger RNA from Rhagoletis pomonella (apple maggot), 1271 nucleotides. RefSeq lists its product as uncharacterized. The coding region runs from base 611 to 1219 and encodes 202 amino acids. The record is from RefSeq and is a predicted model, not a curated record. Lineage: Eukaryota; Metazoa; Arthropoda; Insecta; Diptera; Tephritidae. The transcript is spliced from 2 exons.